CUUAUCAUGAAUUUCAAAAUUUGAAACCCCCAAAUCAGAUAGACAGAUACUGUUGGUAUAUAAUCCAUCUAUCUUACUAGUUGCUAGUAUUACUAUCCCCGAUUAGUUUCAAAUUUCUCCGCACAGAAAUGGAAAACGUAUCGACUCUGAUUGUUCCUUGUUCCAAACACAAUCACAAAAUCUAUCAGCACUGGUUCAGUUUUGCUGAUUCAGAUGGCGAUGGUCGAUUAACCGGAAAUGAUAUCGACACUACAAAGUUCUUCUCUAUGUCCAAUUUGUCUCGUCCACAACUCAAGCAGGUUUGGGCAAUUGCGGAUUCGAAACGACAAGGUUUUCUAGGUUUGAAUGAGUUCAUCACUGCUAUGCAGUUGAUAUCUUUGGCACAAGCAGGGCAUGAACUAAGACAUGAUUUUCUCCAAACUAAAGUUGACUUUGACAAUCUGCAACCCCCAGUUAUGGAAGGUUUGAGUUCUUUGUUGAAUAAUAAGAAGGUUUCCACAACAACAGCAGAAACUGAGUUGAAUGGAACAAGGACUCUGCAACAGUCACCAUCUUUUAAUCUGCUUACUUCAAAAUUCACUAAGAAGAAGCCCCAAGCAUCUAUAAAUGCAGUCACUUCAAUAAAUGAUGGCUUGAAACGAUUAUACGUUGAAAAAUUAAAGCCUUUGGAAGUUGCUUACCGUUUUAAUGAAUUUGGAUUGCCCUUACUGACAGAUAGUGAUUUUAAUGCCAAACCCAUGGUUAUGCUCUUGGGUCAGUACUCAACAGGCAAAACCACAUUUAUUAAACAUCUGCUCAAAUGCAACUAUCCGGGAGCUCACAUUGGACCUGAGCCAACAACUGAUCGAUUUGUGGUCGUUAUGUCUGGGCCUGAUGAGAGGAGCAUACCUGGGAACACAGUAGCUGUUCAUGCUGAUCUACCAUUUAGUGGUUUAACAACUUUUGGUGGAGCAUUCUUGUCAAAGUUUGAGUGUUCCCAGAUGCCACAUGAGUUGUUAGAGCACAUUUCAUUUGUGGAUUCUCCUGGUGUUCUAUCAGGAGAAAAGCAGAGAACAGAAAGAAGUUAUGAUUUUACAGGUGCUAUAUCAUGGUUUGCUGCGAAGUGUGACCUUAUUCUCCUUCUCUUCGACCCACAUAAACUCGAUAUAAGUGAUGAAUUUAAGCGUGUAAUUUCAUCUCUACGAGGCCAUGAUGACAAGAUUCGUGUAGUCCUCAACAAAGCCGACCAAGUUGAUACACAACAACUAAUGAGAGUGUAUGGGGCUUUAAUGUGGUCGCUUGGAAAAGUUCUAAACACGCCUGAAGUUGUGCGCGUUUAUGUUGGCUCAUUCAACGACAAACCCGUAGAUGAAACAGCAGUUGGUCCAAUGGGAAAAGAGCUCUUCGAGAAAGAACAAUCUGACCUUCUCGUAGACUUGAUGGACAUCCCGAAGAAAGCAUGUGAUCGUCGGAUUAACGAGUUUGUUAAACGAGCUAGAGCCGCAAAGAUUCAUGCCUACAUUAUUAGACAAUUGAAAAAGGAAAUGCCCACGAUGAUGGGUAAAGCUAAGACUCAACAACGCCUCAUUGAUAAUCUUGAAGAUGUAUUCACAAAGGUUCAAACAGAAUUUCACUUAUCACCAGGUGAUUUUCCAGAUGUGGACCACUUCCGAAAGGUUUUGAGCACUUAUAACAUAGACAAAUUUGAUAAGGUAAAGCCUAAAAUGAUUCAAGCUAUAGAUGAAAUGCUUGGCCAUGACAUACCAGACCUUCUCACUAGUUUCAGAAAUCCAUACCAGUGAACUUCUACAUUUUGAGUGCAAAAAGCCUUUUUGCCUUGCUUGAAGUAUACAUAUUAUUGUGAUUCAUGUUAUAUAAAGACAAUUUGAUUCUGUCAACUUGUUUCCAUUGUUUUUUAGUUUCAAGAACAAGGAUUAUAAUUGUAACCUAAACCAAUCUUAUGAGAUGUUAUGGUUGCAAUUUUCGGCUAUACAUUUGGAGUUUUAAAUUGGUUGAAGCAUAUUAUUCUGUUUGAUAUAUUUAAUUGUUUCGAUCUGUAGUUGAACUCAGUUUUUUUA
Daucus carota subsp. sativus is the source of this 2057-nucleotide messenger RNA. Its product is annotated as EH domain-containing protein 1. The transcript has 16 exons. Gene Ontology annotation, cellular component: cytoplasm; intracellular membrane-bounded organelle; plasma membrane. Bases 129 to 1781 code for a protein of 550 amino acids. The record is from RefSeq and is a predicted model, not a curated record. Gene Ontology annotation, molecular function: GTP binding; calcium ion binding; protein binding. Gene Ontology annotation, biological process: endosomal transport; endocytosis. NCBI's taxonomy places the organism in Eukaryota, Viridiplantae, Streptophyta, Magnoliopsida, Apiales, Apiaceae.